CCUGCCGUCGACGCGACCUCCUCCUCGUCCUCCUCUUCCAGGCGCCCCCUUCCCUCCCCUUCCUCGUAGCCUGAAGACAUUUCAGCUGGAAGCCUGUGUGCCUGCUCGCCUCUCUUGGCUGGCAAUCUUCUCAGCUCUGCCUGAUCCAGGCUGUUUGCGCCCUGAUUCCCGACGUCGUUCCAGAUAUUGUGGAUGCAGCGCACAAUCCUGCCCAUCCUCUUCACUCUCGUGGCGCCUUCGCUCGCAUUCACUCCGACGAUCGGUCUCCGCAGGCCGUCCCCUGUUUCUUCUGAGAGGGCCAAGACCCCCGAUGCCUCUACUGUCCCCUACGGUGAGUGGGAGUCGCCCAUCACUUCCAAGGACAUCACAGACGGGACUGUUGGGUUGGGGUCGCCGACAUUCGAUGGCGAAGAGUUGUACUGGCUGGAGUCUCGUCCCAAUGAAGGAGGUCGGCAAGUUAUCGUGAAGAUGGAGGGAGGGCAGCCUGUCGACCUGACUCCUCCCUCCUUCAACGUGCGCAGCCGCGUUCACGAGUAUGGCGGUGGGGACUUCAUAGUUAACAAAGGCGUCAUCUACUUUGUGAACUUCGUGGAUCAAAGGAUCUAUGCUCAGCUGGCGUUUCCAGGGGUCGAUCCUGUUCCCAUCACCCCAGAGGGAAAGUUUCGCUUCUCCGACAUGGUCGUGGACGAGCGCAGGAGCCGCCUGAUCUGUGUGGUAGAGGAUCACAGUAGAGAAGGAGAGCCGACAAACUUCAUCGGGUCGGUCAAGACGGACGUUGAGGAGGGAGCUGCUCUUACUCCUCCUGAGGUGCUCGUGGAUGGGCAGGACUUUUACGCUUCUCCUCGUCUGUCGCAGGAUGGGGAGCAGCUGGCGUGGGUGAGUUGGAUACACCCGAACAUGCCGUGGGACGCGACGGUUCUUACUCGGGGAGCCCUGGAUGCGAGCGGAAAGGUUGCCAGCAGGAAGGUGCUGGCGGCAGGGCAGGAGUCGAUCAUGAACCCUACUUGGGAUGCCUUCGGUCAGCUCUACUUCAUCUCCGAUCGCUCUGGCUGGUACAACAUCUACAGAGAAGGUUUCGUCGGAGUGUCCGCAAAGAAUGCUCUCGUUUCUGAUGAACAUGCAGACGAAGGAGAAGUUGUUGCGGUGAAGGAGAUGGAGGCAGAGUUCGCAGGUCCCAUGUGGAAGUUGGGAUCGAAGCCGUUCGUUUUCCUCCCCGACGGAAGAAUCCUCUGCAACAUCAAGCAGGUGGCUGGGAGCCGUCUGUCGAUUCUUGACCCUUCCAACGGGAAGGUGGAGAACAUAGCUUCUUCCUACACCCAUGUCGGAGGGUUCGCUGUAUCAGAAGACAAGAUCUCUUUCCUCGGAGGCUCCGCCCGGCAGCCUACAGAGCUUGUCAUCGCUCCGAUCGCCAAGUUUCCAGCGAAGAAGUCGGACCUGACUGUUGUGAAGAAAUCAUCGAAACUAGAGAUCAAAAGUUUGUACCUCUCCGAACCAACAUCGAUCGAGUUCCCUACAGGACGUCCGGGCCAGACUGCAUGGAUGAUUUACUAUCCACCCCAGAACGCCAAGUUCGUCGGUCCCUCCGGUUCUCUUCCUCCCCUCCUGGUCAAGAGCCACGGGGGUCCCACAGCAGCCGCAUCAACAGCCUUCAACCUCGGGAUUCAGUUCUGGACCAGCAGGGGCUAUGCCGUAGCAGAUGUGGACUACUCCGGGUCCUCGGGGUACGGCAGGAAAUACCGUGAGAGGCUCAAGGGGAAUUGGGGAAUCUAUGAUGUAGAAGACUGCUGCAGCGCCGCCAAGUUCCUUGAGCAGCAAGGACUCGUUGACGGCAGCAAGAUGGCCAUUGAUGGAGGAAGUGCUGGCGGAUACACCACCCUCUGCUGCUUGACCUUCAAGGAUACUUUCAAGGCUGGCUGCUCCAGCUACGGCAUCGGAGACCUCGAGACGCUCGCGAGCGACACGCACAAGUUUGAGAGUCGCUACCUCGACUCACUCGUUGGACCCUACCCGGAGAUGAAGGAGGAGUACCGCAAGCGCUCCCCCAUCAACUACGUCGAGCAGCUCAAGUGCCCGAUCGCCUUCUUCCAAGGAGCUGAGGAUCGAGUCGUUCCCCUCAACCAGGCCGAGGCCAUGCACAAGGCCGUCAAGGCCAAAAACAUCCGAACUGCUCUCGACGGCGAGCUCUUCUUCUUCAACUCCGCGUUCGGACUCAAGGCCACCAUGCCGGGUGACCUCGAUGUAAGAUGA
Messenger RNA from Guillardia theta CCMP2712, 2247 nucleotides. RefSeq lists its product as hypothetical. Gene Ontology annotation, biological process: proteolysis. The transcript is spliced from 18 exons. NCBI's taxonomy places the organism in Eukaryota, Cryptophyceae, Pyrenomonadales, Geminigeraceae. Gene Ontology annotation, molecular function: serine-type peptidase activity. The record is from RefSeq and is a predicted model, not a curated record. The coding region runs from base 193 to 2247 and encodes 684 amino acids.